CAUGAAAUAUAAAAAUUUGUAAGCAGGCAAAUCCAGGGCGAUUCCUUGUUUGAUAACAAACUGAUUGUAUUUUUGAAUAUUUGUCUCACUUUAGAUUCAUGUCAUGAGUAACAAGUUCAAGUAUACUGUUCGAACACCAAACAUGCCUUUUGCUUCUGCGUUCAAGAGCACAAACUAGAUUUGAAAAAAUGAGCAAGGCGAGCAGUGCAGCUACAUCCAAGGAAAAGCGAGGUGGACCUCAACAGGGGUCGUCGGUGUCGUCACGCACGACCGGUGAUGCGAAAAUGCUAGGCUUGGAUGGUUCGCAGGUCGUCAACUGCGACCCUUUUUCACAAGACUCCUGUGUUUCAGUAGUGGCCUUCCCUGGAUGUGUCAAGAAUCCGACCAAAGCUGUGGCUCUCUUGAACGGCAUCAAUUCCAUCCAUCAGGCGGUUGUGAGCAGUAGCGUCAACGGUGACGCCAAUUUGUACUGCCGGUUGGGGGAUCGCAACAUUUUUUACCCACCACUCGGACCAGCCAACAAAAAAGGAGUCAAUCACGUACUGGUCGCACGCAAUAAACUUAAGGCCUGAAAAAUGAAUAAAAUCCAAAUGAUUAUACCAGACAUAAUUCUAAGUCAUAAGACGAAAUAUUUUUUCCUCAGGCUCUUCCUUGACUAAGUCAGCAAACGAUGAACUAGCAGGAACAUCAGACUACGACAAAAAAGGACUCAGCAUUCACGAAACUAGUAGGUUCGAUUCAACUCACGUAGCAUGAUUGUCAAGUCGUGAAAGAUACUUCCUCGAAUUAGUGCACUGGCGCAUUACGUUUUGUUGGUCACUGCCGUUACCGUUUCGAUUUUGCUAUGUGCGCCGAUUUUCAGUUCGCUGCGCCAAGGUCGCUUCAUUAUGGCGCAUCUGUGAUCUCCGCAGCAUCCAUAGCGCAGGAGCUCGGGGAGCUAGAGGGUGGGUCCGGUGCAUCAAGUGCAGCUGCACCAGAUUCCAGUAAGACGAAAGAGCGUUCUACAACAACUAGCGACAAGAAGCAAGUUUCGUCCUCAAGUUCGAAGCACGGGAACAGCGUCUCGUUGAAGGAGACUCUGAUCGAGUCUUUGUAUCUGCCGCCACCAGUUUUCACGAAAGCGACAAUGCCGAUGGACUACAACUUCGAGGAAAAUCCAUUAGCAAAAGAGACAGAACGCGAUGAGACGGUCAAACGCAGCUGGAUCCCUCUCCAAAUGAUGAAGUGUGACUGCCGCGAGGUGCCCCACAGGUUAUGUCCAAGGACUGUUUUAUAUUUUUUGACUCAACAGGAAAAAGUUCUAAUCAAUGGAGUAUUUUUACCAUAACCAAUAAAUAUAUAGCCAUUUUUCCAUCAGUAGCAUGAGCCUCAUCUUGUCUAACCCACGCUCCUGAUGGCGCUGACACAACGUCGUAUUUCCACCGGGUCGCGAUUACUGGGGCGACGAGAGAGCGUGAGCUGUUGGAGACGUGCAUGCGAUUGUUUCAAGAGCGGCCCAUAUGGACUCGCGCUGCACUUCUGGACCGCAUCGAGGACGCUUCGUUGCAUGUAACGUGGUGGCUGCAGAGGGCUUUGCAGGCAGUAAGUUACAUCUGGGAAAACGGGCCCUUUCGUGGGUCUCACUGUCGUCUUGGGUACGACCCGAGGUUGAAAGCGGAAGACGGAAAAUACCAAGUAAUCGACUUCCGUGACGAAAUCCUGAAGGGACCGGAAGUGAACAUCUCAAAAAAAGCUGUUAUGAUGAGAGGAAUACACAAUAGUCGCAUAGAUUGAUAUAUUAUAACCAUAUACGACCCAAGAUAGCAGCAACCAUACUCAUCGUCCUAGGUCUUGCUAAUUGAGCGUUUGUUUGUAAAUGUGACUGCUUUGUGGUUCUGAUAAUUAGCCUUGACUACUUAGCCCCGCCCGGAUCCGGCUUAGUACGAUUUCUUCUCCGGGCGCCAAUUGUCGCUCUCCCUGAUCCUCCAACAUCCCCUUCUAAUGACUUUUCGCCUACGUCAACGGUGGCGAAGCCUGACGUGCGUUUCCGGGUACCACCUACCAAUCGAUCCCAGCUGUACCAAUUAUGCGACAUCGAGGAUGAUGUGAUUCAGUCCAUUAUCGCUACACGACUGAAGGAACGAGCCGAGGAAACGACGCCUCUAGAUCGCUCUGAUCAUUUUGGCUGGCUUAACGAAAAAACCCUGAAGAAGAUUCGGGAUCGCAUGCAAGUGAAAUCCGCAUUGAUGCGCGAUAGCUCCACGAGUACUAAGUUGCUUUACCUGGAGGACCACAUUGUCGGAUGAGGACCGGAGAGGACACAACGCGCGUCUCCCUCCACAUGCAAAAAUAGCACGAAUCUUUGCUUUUGCCCAGUGCGCGCUUUUUUUAGAUACGAUGCGUCGAAGUCGGACACAACUGUGCGCAUAUUUGCAGGCAAGUAAAUAGCCUUCGUUUAGUGCGAAGUUGGCGUUUCGCGCCCUUUACGCCAGACCCUCGGAGCCGCGGCGGAUUUGGCAACGAACGCAACAUGCGUGGAUCUUACUCUGCGUUUCUAGAUUUCUGUGCAAAGACGCACAGUGUCUUCCACAAAGGAAGGACCGACACGCGCGGUUUUCGGCACGGCUAUCCUAGGAUCAGAGCUACGAGAGUCAGGGAGGCUGUGCGCGCUUUGUUGUGCAAAGUAAAGGAUUCGGAUAGGGCGAGAGUCGCACCAUUGCGCCAUCGCGUGCUUCCUUAGUAGUGCUAUCUCGCGUAUGCCUUGGAAGACUUAGUAACCAGGACAUUCUACACUGCCGCUGCCCAUCAUGGCAUCCGUGAUAAAAUUCGAGAAGAAUUAUGUUGAACGUUUUUUUUCAGCGAGACCACCCAAGGCUGAGAUGAC
Molecule: messenger RNA, 2863 nt
Organism: Amoebophrya sp. A25
Lineage: Eukaryota; Dinophyceae; Syndiniales; Amoebophryaceae
Source: the annotation of a GenBank genome assembly